This is a messenger RNA of Osmerus eperlanus (European smelt), 3010 nucleotides long. RefSeq names its product sperm associated antigen 1a (gene spag1a). Gene Ontology annotation, biological process: axonemal dynein complex assembly. Bases 683 to 1870 code for a protein of 395 amino acids. The transcript is spliced from 8 exons. Lineage: Eukaryota; Metazoa; Chordata; Actinopteri; Osmeriformes; Osmeridae. The record is from RefSeq and is a predicted model, not a curated record. Gene Ontology annotation, cellular component: cytosol. Gene Ontology annotation, molecular function: protein binding.
UGGUGGCAUAACAUACUCUACAGUAGUUGGUCAGUGCUGGUAUCACCGUUCUGGUGGCUUGGAUAUUACUAUAUUACAUUGAUAUUUAAUCUAAUUAGAGAUAAAUAAUGAUUUAAUGAUGGUAUGUUAGUUUUGGCUGAUGUGGUUCGAAACCUUGCUGAAUAUAUAACAGAAUAUAGUUAUAUAUACAUAUGUGUAUAAGAUUCAGUUAACCUGUUUUAAACAUUUGGACAUGUGUCGUUGGUUAAUUCACAACGCCCCCAAGUGAGUACAUACAUGAAUAAUGAUAUGCCUUAGGUGUUGUGCAGGAGAGCAAGACAUUACAAAGUAGAAUAGAUAGAAAUAGUGUAGAAAAAAAUAAAGCAUGUUUGGGUUGUAUUUUUCAUGUAGAACAUGUAGCUCAUAUCUGCUCUGAAUACAUACAGUGUCUGUGUUUAUUUUAUUUUUUUCCUCAUUGAACACACCAGUCAGACCAGUGUCCCUAUCUCUUGAGCUCUGCGGCACUGCAAUGCAACAACACCCCCCCCCCCCCCGCUCCACUCAUGAUGUCACUGCUGACACCUCCAAUGGGGGUGUGUCUGACAGAAUUAUUUCAGCCAAUUAGGCUUCAGCUUGAGAAGGAGAGGGUGGAGGAGGGAAGGAGUGAGCGAGCUUUUGACACUCUGCAGCGAGUAGUGCAGCUAUGGGGAACACACAGGAGAGGCCUCCUGGCCAAGGAGAUGGACUGGGGACUAAAGCCGAGCAGACCAUCCCAGGGAACAGAACACGUAGUAGGGCAGGCAGCACGGAGAAGCCCAGAGCGCAGAGACCUCCAGAGAAGGCGGCCACCGUGGCCAAUGGAAACCAGAAGACGGCGGGUCAAGUUGGGGAAAAGAAAAGUCAAGACAACAAAUGUAGGGUAGCUGAGGACACCAGCUACCUGGAUGCCCCUGCAGGUGCCCUGCCACCCCAUUUGGCACGCCUGAAAAAUGAAGGGAACCAUCUUUUCAAAAAUGGACAGUUUGGAGAUGCAGUGGAAAAAUACACCCAAGCCAUUUCUGGAUGUUCUGAUGCAGAGGUGGACAGCCCAGAUGACCUGUCUAUCCUGCACUCCAACAGAGCUGCCUGCCACCUGAAAGAUGGCAACAGCGUAGACUGUAUCAGUGACUGUACCAGAGCUUUGGAGCUACAUCCCUUCUCCCUGAAAGCCCUCCUGCGCAGGGCCAUGGCCUAUGAGUCACUGGAGCGCUACCGUAAGGCCUAUGUGGAUUACAAGACUGUGCUGCAGAUUGACACAGGGACGCAGGCUGCCCAUGACAGCGUUCACAGGAUCACCAAGAUGCUCAUAGAGCAAGAUGGUCCGAAUUGGAGAGAUCAGCUUCCAGAGAUCCCCCUGGUCCCUCUGUCGGCCCAGCAGCACCGCCAAGAGAAGCCCCACAGUGCCAAGCUCAACGAGGCCCGUGCUGCACAGAAGGAAGCCAAAAAACAAGAGGCUUGUUUCACAUCCUUCAAACAGGCGGGGAAUGACCUAGUGAGGAAAGGCCACUUCCAGGAGGCCCUGGAAAAAUACAACGAGUGCCUUCAGAUCAAGCCCGGUGAAUGUUCCAUCUUGACAAAUAGAGCCAUCUGCUACCUGAGACUGGACCGCUGUGAAGAGGCUAGACAGGACUGUGACUCCGCCCUACAGCUGGAGCCAACCAAUAAGAAGGCUUUCUACAGACGUGCACUGGCCCAUAAGGGUUUACAGGACUAUCUGGCUGCCACUAAUGACCUACAGGAAGUGCUACAGUUAGAUCCUCAUGUCCAGGAAGCGGAACAGGAGCUUGAGGUUGUGACUGGCCUGUUUCGACAGAGUCUGAUGGACGGUGCAACAGACAAACCCAGGAAUUGAAGAGGCUCCAGAAAAAGAAAGAAGAGAUUGAGAGAAGAAAGACUAACACAAUAGACUCCUGGGCAGGACCCACAGAAGAGCUGUACACGCCAACACACUCAUCCCACAAUGGAAAUUGCCAGUUUUGGGCAAAGAUAAAGGAUGUCAUCUUCAAUAGACUAGCUCUGCUUUUUAAGAGUCACAAAUAUUUUGUCCCAAAAAGCAGGAAUAUUUUUCCAUAACUCUUGGGCAGACAAGCGGCACUGUAACUUGUCUGUUUUUCAGACAGCUAGGCAGCUUUUCCUUUAGCAUGAUCAUAAACAGCCCCCCUGGUGGAUGUGAUAGAUAAAACAGCAACGCUGCAAGCCAAUUGUUUACAUCGUGAAAGUACAUCUUGGAAAAUAGUUGUGAAAUACAAGCAGUAUCCAGAUGCACGUAGAAAGAGGUGUGUGCCUUAUCAAUAUUCAAACUCAAUUGACAGAUUUGUGAAAUCCGUGAAUCAGUAAAUCCUUAUGUGUAUGAUUCUUGAAAUAAGUUCUUGAUUCAUCGAUCAAUUCUGGAUUCUUGAAAAGGGAAAAUGUUUUCAAGUUGGUCAGACCCAAUCAGUGACCUAAACACAAGUGGAUAUAAGUGACAGAUCAACCAAUCUUGUUUCAAUCUUGAAUGUGACCAAGACAAUUGUAUGGUAUAUACAUUUAUACAGUAUUUAUUGGUUUGUUGUAAAAUAUUGCCUCCUUAGUGGCCAGGGUAGACUUGACAAAAUCUACAUGCAAUGGCUUGCAUGUUCUGAAUCAAUUCCUUAAGCAAUUUGGAUGCUUUUCUUUGAAGUUGUUUUAUGACUAAACUGACAUUAAGGUAAUUCUGCUUUUUACUAUAUACACCUUAAACUCUUCAGCAUGUUUAUAUCAUUGACACAAAAUCAUUCUCCAAAAUCCAAUUCUCUACAUCACAAUCUCAAUUCUUUUUCAGAAAUUGUCCACACUGCUUGAUUCAGCUGUUUAUUUUUUUAGAUAUGCAUAUUGUAAAGCAAAAAUGAGUAACAAACAAAUGAAGUACAUCUCUCCUGCGCAGGUACGAAAUCAGACCUGGCACAAGUAUUCAAAAAAUACAAUGAAUUACAGAAAUUUAGGAAGCUAAUAAAGUCCUCCUUGCGGCACUGAA